This is a messenger RNA of Sporisorium graminicola, 720 nucleotides long. RefSeq lists its product as uncharacterized. Lineage: Eukaryota; Fungi; Basidiomycota; Ustilaginomycetes; Ustilaginales; Ustilaginaceae. The transcript has 2 exons. The coding region runs from base 1 to 720 and encodes 239 amino acids. The record is from RefSeq and is a predicted model, not a curated record.
AUGAUGCUGACUCAGUACGAUGACAGGACGAUCGCACGGUCGGAGAAGAUGAUGGGCAGAGGGAGCAGCGGCGGCUCUCGAACGCGCGAGAGUAUCAUGCAGACACUGCUGGUGCAGGACAGGCUUCGCUUUGCAACGGAAUUGACGCAUCACAUGGCCGUGCUGAGUCUGUUUGAAACCGAGAUCGAUGUGGCCAGUCCACCCGCGCAAGCGAACGGGGAGGCUCGGGGUAUGGUCAGCAAUGCGGCUGUAUGGCUUUCGCGUCUGGCUGGAAUGGCUUUGCAGGGCACAUCGCUGCUGUUUGGGCUUCCGGCGUUCUGCUCGUCGGCCUUGUUCGUCGCGGCUAGAUGGCUCCUCUACCUGCAAGGUGCUGAUGCGCAACGGUAUCGAGCCGACAUUACGACGCUGAUUCUCGCGCUCAGGAAGCGUGGCGAACGGUAUAGCAGGGAUGACACGUACGCAAAAGCCAUCGUAGCACUCAAGAGGGAAGCCGAUUUCUACGGUCGCAUCUGCAUCUCUCCCUUCACCUGGCCCAUCGAGGCCAACUCUGAAUUCAUACCGCUAUCCGUCGCUGCUGCGCAAGACACGGGCGGAGGACGCGGGAAGCAACGUGUUCUGGCGCCAACGCCAUCUGUCGAGCCUGGCUUUACCUCGAUCGCUGCGUUAGCAGCCUUGGUCGAUGAUGCCGCCGUGCUCGCGCUGGUCGAUAAUGCUCCUUGA